Molecule: messenger RNA, 2716 nt
Organism: Triplophysa dalaica
Lineage: Eukaryota; Metazoa; Chordata; Actinopteri; Cypriniformes; Nemacheilidae
Gene: sh3bp5la
Product: SH3-binding domain protein 5-like, a
Exons: 6
Coding region: 326-1636 (436 amino acids)
Biological process (GO): intracellular signal transduction; negative regulation of protein tyrosine kinase activity
Cellular component (GO): cytoplasm
Molecular function (GO): protein kinase inhibitor activity
Source: RefSeq, a predicted model, not a curated record
UUGUAUUUAUCUCACGCUCGCAGAGUAUUGAAUGGCGAAGCAGAGAGACAGGGGUAAAUAUGUACUAAUCUAUAAAAUAUAAUUGAAUCUAUAAACUGUAACAGUAAUUUACAAUGAAAAGAAUCGUAAACAUAUGAAUACGUUUAUAAUAGUAGUCAGUUGUUUACAAUAUGUUAGCAAGCUAACUCCAUUCGGCACCAAUGUGAGGAAACGCAUUAAACAAUAACGAAACUCUGUUUAGUUACUUUGUAUAGUUUUGGAUCUGUUAGUCUUUUGCCUCGUCAAUAUCCACCUGUUUAUAUUGGAUAUCCAAAGAGGCCUGUAAAUGGAUCCACCGGAGUUGCGUGAAAGUCCUGCGGGUUUAGUGGGACCUUCAGUGGGGGAGAAGGUAGGAGAUGAUCCGACAGAGGUGACUGAUAAUGGCAGAGAAGCUGAUGGGGAAUCAGAGAAAACAGAAGAAACGGAGUUGGAGAAUACAAUUUGUCAAGAAGAAACGAUGGUUAAUGGACAACUGACUGAAGAGGAACUAGAUCCCAGAAUCCAGGAGGAACUUGAGCAUCUAAAUGAGGCCAGCGAUGACAUCAACAAGCUGGAACUGGAGCUUCAAGAUCUUCGAUCCAGCCACAGGAGGAUAAUGAGCGAAUCUGUGCAUAAACUCAAGGUGAUGAGUAACGAACUAGGGACCUGUAUUGAGAAGGCCAGGCCUUACUAUGAGGCACGAAGAAAAGCAAAAGAGGCCCAGCAGGAAACCCAGAAAGCUGCGCUCAGAUUUGAGAGAGCCGCCUCUAUGCACUUGGCUGCUAGGGAGAUGGUACAGGUGGCUGAACAGGGCCUCACUGUUGUCAAAACACUGGAUCCAACCUGGCAAGAGAUGCUGAAUCAUGCCACUUUAAAGGUGAACGAGGCAGAGGAGGAGCGUGUAAAGAGCGAACGUGAGCACAUGCGAGUUACUCAUCUGUGCCAGGAGGCCGAGGCUCAUGUGCAGGAGCUCCAGAAGUCUCUGAAGAGAGCAAUUGUGAAGUCCAAGCCUUAUUUUGAGGUCAAGAACCAGUUUAAUGAAACGCUGGAGGAGCACAAGUCAAAGAUUUUUGAGUUAGAGGAAGAUAUUUCCAAAGCCAAGAUAAGCUACUCCGGCACCCUGCGUCACCUGGAAAAAAUCAGCGAGGAGAUCCAUGCUCAGAGGGAGAAGGGCCAACCAAAAGAUGAACCAAACAAAACAUGUGGUGGGCGGUGUCCUCCGGUAGGAGCAGAGACAAUCAGCAGCACAGGGACUGAAGGUGGAGCCUCUGGAAGCUCGGCCGUACCAAAUGAUUGGGUGGAUGGGAAAGGGGGCGUGGCAAAUGCUAUAAAUUGGGUGGAGACGCAUAAUAGCUCCAGGUGGGGGGAUAUGGGAAGAGGUGAGGUGAAGAGAUCUGGUUCAGACUCCCUUUCCAUGGUCAGUUUGCAGACCAUCAUCUCAGAUCUUCAAAAGUGCAACUCAGUUGAGCACCUGGGUCAUCUCAGCAGUGAUGUUAGUCUUUCAGGUGAAGAGUGGGAGAGAGACGGGCUGGAGAAAGGGGAUGGACGAGCGAGACAAAAAAACGUAGACAUUUUAGAUGAGUUUCUCAAACAGCACAACAGAAGUGUCAGUUUGUGAGUCUGUACAUUAUAAUGUGAUAUCGUUUCCGUGCACGGAGACCUUUGUUUCUUGAUUGAACAAAACUAUUUUGUUUUGAACAAAACUAUUUGGUAUAUAGUUUGAUUUCCUUUUAGAAAGAGAAAGACCAAAGUACAGUAGGUUUUUAAAAUUCAGAGUAAAUAUUAAAAAGGAUUCUUUUUUGGAUGUGAUGGCUGUGCAAUUUGAAGAUUUCAAGUGGUAAAAUAAUGACAGUAUUUGUUUAAACUAAUGAAAGCAAUGAUAUUGCUUUUUAAGCUUGAUAAUGAAAUAGUACAAACUAGCACCCUUUUUUAUCAUUACACUCGCAUAAAGUACUUCUAUGCAAAUGUGUAAACAGUGUCUUACAACCAUGCUUUCAUUGUUGUGGCUGACAAUAAUCGUACUUUUUAAUUAAGACGAGAUUUCGCUUCAGAGCAGGUUUUACUGAUGGCGUUUGAACCUUUGUUCACCUUCUGACACAAUAUGUGAACGUAAACUGCUUUCGUACUCUAUUUAUAUUUAUUUUCACUGUAUGUCUCCUAUAUUAACUUGUAGUGUUUCAUGUCGUGUCCUUUGGUGGCACAUCUUACCCCAGCUGACAGACACUUUCAUAUAUUUGUAUAGUGUACUUCCUUAUGCAUGCAUAGGACAUGCUUUGUGUUUAAUUUAAUGAACUCUUGCCCUUUUUAAUCAGCAGACUGAAGAUUUUAUUAGUACACAUGGUCAGAAAAGACGAAGUGCUGAUUUUGCUGUUUUUGAGAUAUAGCUGUAUAAGACAAUCAUUUUUCUAUUUUCAGAUUUAAAUGUUAAAUAAUUUAAAAUAGUGAACAUCUUAGAAGCAUUUUUCCUGUUACGUGUUAUUUCUUAAAUACAUGUGCUUUAUAGUAUACAUGUUUGCUGACUCUCUGUGGGAGCAUCAGAUGUGUGUUUAUUAGUAUUGUUCUAUAUGAUGAUGUGCACAGUAGUGACAUUUGAUGGAAGAAUACGUUUUUAUGACCUUAAGAGUUGUUGACAUACGCUGUAUUUCUAUGAGAAUUUGAGACGUGUCAGUACUGAGAUAUUAAAAUAAUAUGAUCUGAA